AUGCCCAGCCUAACAUUGCCCGAGUGUGGACACUAUAUCCCGCCUCCGGCCACAGAUGAGGACUUAGAGUUUGCGGACUUGGCUAUCAUCGAUCUUUCCAAGGCCCAUACACCGGAAGGACGGGCAGAGCUCUAUCCACAACUUCGAGAUGCACUGCGCACCUACGGCUUUGUUUAUGCUAUAAAUCAUGGUUAUGAUCAGGCUCAGCGCGAUAGGAUCUUUGACAUAGCUAAUGUCCCUUUCUCUGUUGUCCCUCCGGAUGAAAUGAAGACAUACACCGCAAACAUCGAGAAAGUCGGGUACUAUGCAGGUUUCAAGGGUCGUCAAUACUGGAAAGUCGACACGGAGAACAAUGUUCUCGAUCAGAUUGAGCACUAUGGAAUUAACAAGGACGUCACAAGGCGUCCGCACCCUCAGGCCUUGCGUCCGUUCCUCCCAGAAAUCGAUGCCUUCGCCCAACAUAAUCACUUCAAUGUUAUCCAUCCAAUCCUUCGCUUGAUCGCUUUGAGCCUCGAGUUGCCCGAGGAGACUUUAGUAGAAAAACACAACUUUAACGGCACGGGAGAAUCAUGUGUCAGAUUUAUGAAAUAUUACAGGCGCACGAAGGAAGAGGAGGACAAAUCCAAAAACGUCUGGUUGAAAGGACAUACAGGUAUAAUUUAUUUUACUAUUUGUCCUUAUAUGCCCCUCAACCAUGCAGACGUUGGCAGCAUUACCGUCCUGUGGAGCCAACCUGUCGGAGGCCUGCAAAUUCAGGCUCCCGACGGCAGGUGGAAAUGGGUCCGCCACAUCGAGAACGCUUUGGUCAUCAACACAGGCGAUAUGAUGGAUUUCUUCAGUGGUGGUUACUAUAAGCCCACGAUUCAUCGCGUCGUCCAGCCUCCUGAAGAUCAGCGCAACUACGAUCGUCUGGGCGUAUUCUUCUUCUCGAUGCCAGAUGACAAUGUUCGCUUACUGCCGUGUGUUGAGAGCCCCGUGCUCCACCACUUCGGCAUCCAGCGCCGGUGCGCUGACGAGGACGCCCCACUGUGCGAGGCGUGGAGGAAGGGAAGGACAACGAUGUAUGGUAGGUCUGAUCUCAAGAAAGGAAUGGAGCACAAUGUCGAAGAAGAGGUCAUCGAGGGUAUAGUGGUGAAACAUUACAACUAA
Suillus subalutaceus is the source of this 1149-nucleotide messenger RNA. RefSeq lists its product as uncharacterized. The coding region runs from base 1 to 1149 and encodes 382 amino acids. NCBI's taxonomy places the organism in Eukaryota, Fungi, Basidiomycota, Agaricomycetes, Boletales, Suillaceae. The record is from RefSeq and is a predicted model, not a curated record. The transcript has 9 exons.